GAUUUUUAGAAAUAUAUUACAUGUUUAUUUACCGUGUGUUUAAAAUACCAUUUUAGAACAUUUGAAAUACUUUUCACUACCAUAUUUCCGCAAGCUGUUCAAUCUCACACAGUAUCUUCUUUGAUAUAUAUUCAGUCAAAGUUUAUUCUGAAGAGAUAAUCAUGCAUCCAUCGACAUCGAACAGGCCAAGGCAGGAGAUGACUCCCGAAGAGAUCGAGCGGCUGGAGGAGGAGGAAUUCACCCACGGCCCGCUCUCCAUUCUCAAGACAUCGAUGCUCAACCACACCCAGGUGUUGAUUAAUUGCCGAAACAACCGUAAGUUACUUGGGAUUGUAAAGGCCUUCGACAGGCACACCAAUAUUCUUCUGGACAAAGUGAAAGAACUCUGGACUGAGAGGAUCAGGGCUAAAGUCGGAGACAAGAAGAAAUCAGUUCCAGUGAACAAAGACCGUUACAUACCAAAAAUGUUCCUGCGAGGUGACUCGGUCAUACUCAUCGUUAAAGUUCCUUCGCUGCAGAGGAUGCCCAAGCUUCACACUCUUCACAUCGAGUCUCAGCGCUAUCGAGAACCUGAGUACGACUACGAACAGCAACCUCCGAUGCAACAACAGAUGAUACAACAGCAGGCCUACCAGCCGCAACAACAAGUUUACCAACAAGGAAUGGAAACUCAAUUAUACCAACAACAGGUCUUGGAACCUCAUAUGUACCAACAACAAACUAUGGAUCCACAGCGCUACCAACAACAGAGCAUAGACCCACACUACCAACAACAGCCCAUAGAACCCCACCCGUACAAACAACAAACCAAGGAUUCUCAGCACUACCAACAACCUGUACGAGACACUCCUAUCUACAAGCAGCCGUCAUCCGAAACUCAUGUUUAUGAACAGCACGCCCAAGAAGAGGUCUUUCAGGCGCCCAAACAAGAAGUAAUGGUGCACCAACCACCAGCGCAAGAGAACCAAGGUCUAUCUGAGGACUCAAAUAUUCAGCGAAUAAAAAGAGAACCCUCUGAGGAGCCACCGCAACCAGCACAAGAGGCCUCAACCAGGCCCAGAGACUCAGAGGAGCAGCCUGCGCAAGAAACGGAGGGUGAAAAGGAGAAAUCUCCUGACUCGACUAAGGCCUCUUAAAGCAAAAGAUAGACGAGACCAUCGUUAUAUUAUUUACUUAUAUUAUUUAAUUGUUAUAUUUACAUCUUUUCAUUCAUCAGCUUGUAAAGUAUUAAUUUUAUUGUUAUUGUGUUCUGAUCGUAAUAAAUAAGAG
This is a messenger RNA of Nezara viridula (southern green stink bug), 1269 nucleotides long. Lineage: Eukaryota; Metazoa; Arthropoda; Insecta; Hemiptera; Pentatomidae. The record is from the annotation of a GenBank genome assembly.